Molecule: messenger RNA, 567 nt
Organism: Knipowitschia caucasica
Lineage: Eukaryota; Metazoa; Chordata; Actinopteri; Gobiiformes; Gobiidae
Source: the annotation of a GenBank genome assembly
AUGGUGCUGCCUCUGCUGCCCCUGCUGCCCCUGCUGCCUCUGCUGCCCCUGCUGCCUCUGCUGCCUCUGCUGCCUCUCCUGCCCCUGCUGCCUCUGCUGCCUCUGCUGCCCCUGCUGCCUCUGCUGCCCCUGCUGCCUCUGCUGCCCCUGCUGCCUCUGCUGCCCCUGCUGCCUCUGCUGCCCCUGCUGCCCCUGCUGCCCCUGCUGCCUCUGCUGCCUCUGCUGCCCCUGCUGCCUCUGCUGCCCCUGCUGCCCCUGCUGCCUCUGCUGCCCCUGCUGCCCCUGCUGCCUCUGCUGCCCCUGCUGCUCCUGCUGCCCCUGCUGCCCCUGCUGCUCCUGCUGCCCCUGCUGCCUCUGCUGCUCCUGCUGCCCCUGCUGCCUCUGCUGCCCCUGCUGCUCCUGCUGCCCCUGCUGCUCCUGCUGCCCCUGCUGCCUCUGCUGCCCCUGCUGCCUCUGCUGCCCCUGCUGCCCCUGCUGCCUCUGCUGCCCCUGCUGCUCCUGCUGCCCCUGCUGCCCCUGCUGCUCCUGCUGCCCCUGCUGCCUCUGCUGCUCCUGCUGCUCCUCUAA